Molecule: messenger RNA, 1286 nt
Organism: Temnothorax curvispinosus
Lineage: Eukaryota; Metazoa; Arthropoda; Insecta; Hymenoptera; Formicidae
Product: mpv17-like protein
Exons: 4
Coding region: 459-1088 (209 amino acids)
Cellular component (GO): cytoplasm; membrane
Source: RefSeq, a predicted model, not a curated record
AAACCCCCGACAUUUCGUUUUCUGUGACGAGUCGUACGUCGCGGAUAUCAGUAUAAUAUUAUCGACCUCUCUUGUCGAGCUCUCUACGUUACCAGAGAGGUGCGCAGCAAUAAAUGAGCGAUUGUGCAACGCGGCCGAUGCAGCGGAAAAGCGUGCCCGUAUCGGCGGAUGACGUGUACCAAGGACAGAUAAGAAUGGAUCGACCAAUUUUGUCAUCGCGUCAGCACGUGUUCCGUCAACGUCGGGGGCACUCAGCCAGUCGCUCGCGUCACGUCGCAACGAGAACCACGCGAGAUCCCCCCAGAUGCAACGGCUUCGUCACACGACGCACAACGCACGCAACGGCCGCAGCCUGUCAAAAUUGAACGCAGCGAGCGCGUUCCCGAAGGAACGUCGCGUGACUCUGCGGUGUUCCCACGUCCGUUACCCCUGACACCACGGAAGCCUACGCAUCGACAAUGCGCACCAUAUUCGUAAAAUUCCGCGAGAUCUCGCAGAAAUACCCGAUUGUUCGAGGCAUGGCAUCCUACUCGAUUAUAUGGCCCUCCGCGUGUCUGUUACAACAAAAGAUAAUGGGGAAAGAAGAGUUUAAUUACGCGGAGGCCGUGCGAUUCAGUCUAUUCGGCAGUCUUUACGUAGCACCCACACUGUACUGCUGGCUGAGAUGCGCGUCUUAUUUCUGGCCGAAGGCGAAUUUGAAGUCUGCAAUCACUAAGGCUUUGAUUGAACAAGUUACGUACGGCCCCGCAGCUAUGUGUUCCUUCUUCUUUGGCAUGAGCCUUCUUGAAUUAAAGCCAGUUUCGGAAUGCGUUGACGAGGUCAAAAUUAAGUUUUGGCCGACAUACAAGAUUGCCAUUUGCGUAUGGCCAAUUCUACAAACUAUCAAUUUUAUCCUAAUCCCGGAGCGAAAUCGUGUUGUGUACGUCAGCGUAUGCAGUUUAGUCUGGACAUGUUUCCUUGCAUAUAUGAAAUCUAUCGAAGGGAAGCGGAAGCAGGAGCUGGCAGAUAAUGUUAAUUCCAAGAUGAUAACGGAUAAAGCGCAAACCAACGAGAGAGCCGGUCAUAUGCAGAUUCCUCUACUACGAUGAAAGUUUUAGGAAAUUGACAUACUGUUAGAUUAAUUUAUUUGUACAUAGGUCUUGCAAUUGGAACUAUAUUUAUAUUUUAUACAAUAUGUGACACGGGAUUUACUUAUGAUUAUCUGUGAUAUUCACAGUACAAAAGUAUUACUUUUAUUUCUGCAGGAAUUUGUUAUGACAUGAUUAAUAUAUUAAUAAUAUUAAAAA